AUGGAAGGGGAGGAUAGUUUUGUGGCUCUGGUUCACUGCUCUGGAAAAAUUCAAAAGAGCAAAAGACAUGGUGUAAAAUUCACAGAUAGAGAACCGUUUAGUAUUUUUAUCCGAUCGUCGAAUACGUUGGCAGAGAUUAAGCUAAGCAUAUUACGGAAGUUCGGUACCUGUGGGACGAAGUGGGUCUUGUUUCACCGCAGGCGUAGUUUUCCGGAGGUGAGGAUACCUGAGCUGCUUGCGAAGUUGGAAGAUGAUGUGGAUAGCUCUAGGACAUCGGCACCGAAUCCUCAGUCGACCACAGCCGGUGGUGCAUCGACAUCGAUGCCUGUGAUAGCAGCGGCAGUUCCGAUUCCUGAGCCCGAACAUGCUGGGGCUGUUCAUGCAUAUGUUGCUCCUGUUGUGCCUGAUUUUGAAUGUGAUGCCGGACCGGAUCGAGUUGAGAAUGCACUGUGUGACGAUGAUUCGGAUGAGGAGCCUGUCGAUAUUGGUGGGGACAGUGAUGAUGAUAUUCCAAGAGGUACAUGUUCAACCCAUGGAGGUUUCGGUUCUGGAACACAAGAGUACCCUCCCCACCUCUCUUCUUUGAACUUGGAAGCCAUCGGCCAACACCAGAAUGUAGAUGCAACAUUCGAUGGGCAGGGGAUGCAUGAUGGGACACCUCUGACUGAAUUUCAGAUUGGCCAAUCGUUCCAGAGUAAAGAGGAAGCCGUGUUGAGUGUAAAAAAUUACAGUAUUCGGCGUGGAGUUGAGUACAAGGUAAUGGAGUCCGACAAUCUGAAAUAUCAAGGGAGAUGCAAGGAGUUUGGUAACGGGUGCAGGUGGUUGAUUCGGAUAGUCAUGCGGAAAAGGAAGAGCACAUGGGAAGUUAGGAGGUACAACGGUCCGCACACGUGUAUGGCCACAUCGAUAUCAAGCGACCACAAGCAACUUGAUUAUCAUGUCAUCUGUGCGAGAAUCUUUCCAUUGGUUAGAGCUGAUGCGUCGGUGUUGAUUAAGGUGUUGCAAGAGGCAACGGAGGCGACAUAUGGAUUCAGGCCUAGUUAUCGGAAGGUGUGGUUGGCGAAGUAG
Messenger RNA from Arachis ipaensis, 1068 nucleotides. NCBI's taxonomy places the organism in Eukaryota, Viridiplantae, Streptophyta, Magnoliopsida, Fabales, Fabaceae. The record is from RefSeq and is a predicted model, not a curated record.